This is a messenger RNA of Dermatophagoides farinae (American house dust mite), 865 nucleotides long. RefSeq names its product RPII140-upstream gene protein (gene 140up). Gene Ontology annotation, cellular component: mitochondrion. NCBI's taxonomy places the organism in Eukaryota, Metazoa, Arthropoda, Arachnida, Sarcoptiformes, Pyroglyphidae. The record is from RefSeq and is a predicted model, not a curated record. Gene Ontology annotation, biological process: mitochondrial respiratory chain complex I assembly.
AGAAUAGUCAUCAUUAUACAACGUAACGUAUCGUAUGAACAGUCAUGAUGUUUGGAUACAUGGAUCACAUGUGAUAAUCGUCUGUUUUUAUAAAUUAAAAGUGAUCAGAAUCUUGUGUUUGUAUGUAUGGAAUUUGAAAAUCAAAAUGCCCGACAACAAUACUGAACAAUCGUCGAUGAAUGUUCAUCCGUUGGUUGGAUACAUGCAACGAAUAGCGGAUAGAUUUCGAUUCGAAUCCAUCGAACAGGUUCAAGUGCCAAUCGAUCCAAAUGAAACUGGAUGGCAACGAAUAAAGAAAAGUUGGCAAUCAUUCAAUCGUGGUGAGAGUAAUGUUGAAUUUCAAAUCAUCACCAAUGCAAUCAGUAUGGGUGCAUUCAGCGGUUUCGUUUUGGGUGCCAUCACACAAAAUCGACAAGUUUUCCAGUCAUUUGUUCAGAAACAUAAUGCAAACGUUUUUCGUGGUAAACAUCAAGCAAAUCGUCAAUUAACCGAUACAAUAUACAUUGAAUUAUUUACCCGAAGUACGAAACAUGCCAUUCGAUAUGGAUUGUUUGCCGGAACAUUUGUUGGCUCAUUAGUAAUGGCCGCCACUUAUCGGAAUGAUUUAUAUUAUCCAGAUUGUGCCAUGGCCGGUGCUAUGACUGGUGUGAUUUGGAAAGCACAUCUUGGACUACGUGCAACAAUUGUCAAUGCAACACUUGGCUGUAUUUUUGGCCUUUCGUUUGCCGCUAUCAUGAGAUUAAGUAUGAAACUUUCGGGCACAUCCAUCCGUCAGAUGCGCUAUGUCCAAGAAAUUGGUGAUGAUUUUCGUUCAAGUUAAUUACAAUCAAUUAGUGUAAAUAAAUAAAAAGAGGUUAUUAUUUCA